Molecule: messenger RNA, 5613 nt
Organism: Chlamydomonas reinhardtii
Lineage: Eukaryota; Viridiplantae; Chlorophyta; Chlorophyceae; Chlamydomonadales; Chlamydomonadaceae
Exons: 16
Coding region: 81-3740 (1219 amino acids)
Biological process (GO): DNA replication initiation; DNA replication
Cellular component (GO): DNA replication preinitiation complex; nuclear origin of replication recognition complex; nuclear pre-replicative complex
Molecular function (GO): DNA replication origin binding
Source: RefSeq, a predicted model, not a curated record
GGAACGGGCAAAAUUCCAGCGAGAAGCCUGUCCUUCGCUGUCGUGAAACAUAAUUUACAACAUUUAUUAAAAUCUUGAAAAUGACGUCGGAGUGGUUUGCUUCCACGGUGGAAGAGAGCUUUGGCGGGAAGCAUGGCGCUGUUUCCGAGGUGCUCUGCGAGCUGCCACCGAAGCUCACCCAGCGAUUAGCAGAUACGCGCCAAGGGAAGCAGCUACAAGCGGCCGCGAAGGAGCUCACUGUGCACGAGAGCGACCUGGCGACGUUCCCGGCGCUGGCAAAGGGCGAGGGCAUGGAGUCGCGGAAACGCCGCUUGCUCGCCCUGCGGACAGCCUCGUCUAAGCUGGAGGCUGCUUUCGAGGCCUUUGGCCGCGACCGGGACCGCGAUGACUUCCAGCGCCUCUGGUACGACUUCCUGCAGCGCCACUCCCCUGAGGCGCUUUUAGGAGGCAGCGGGGCUGGCGCCAGCGCAGGUGCCGUGCCCAACCCGGCGUGCCAAACCCAGUCCGCCAUCCCCACGCUCCUGCUGUCCACCAACGGCGCCAGCCCCGCCGACCGACUCGACUUGUACGGCGCCUUCGCGACCUACCUGCGCGAGCAGCAGGAUGCCUACGUGGCGCUGCUGCGGCCUGAGGACCUGGCGGGCGGCGUGGGCGCCUGCUGGGGCGCGGCACUGGCGCAGCUGAGCGGGCUGGGGCACGACUGCGCCGCGGAGGACGUCAUGGGGCUGGUGGCGUGGUAUGAGCAUGAGACGGGCCGCGCGCAGCCGCAGCAGCCACAGCAGCAGGCGUCCGACGCCGUCGGUCGACAGCCGCUCUCCGCCGCUGCAGCCGCCGCCGUCACACCGGCCAAGGGUGCGAGGACGCCUGCCGGCAAGGGCCGGGGUGGCGGCGGCGGUCGCGGCGCCAAAACGCCUUCCGGCAAGACGCCGGGCCGGGGCGGGCGGGGCGGCCGCGGCCGCGGCCGGGCUGCUGACGCGGACGCUGCUGACGCGGACGUUGCUGACGCCGAUGCUGUUGAGGAGACCGAGGAGGGGGCUGACAAGGAGAACGCGGAUGGGGCCGGGGCUGGAGAUGUGGACGGAGAAGGAGAGGAUGACGGGGGCAUGGCGGUGCGGCUGCGCGCGCGCCGCGCUGCUGCCGCCGGUCCUGCGGCCGCGGAGGCUGAGGCCCGUGCUGCGCGCGAGGCUGCGGCGGCUGCGGAGGCGGCUGCGCGGGCGGCUCGCAACGCGCGGCGCCGCGUGGUGUUGCUGGUGGAGGCGGCAGGGCGGGUGGCGGACCGGUCGGUGCUGCGGGCGCUGCUGGCGGCGCUGCAUGCGGAGCGGCACCGGCUGCCCGUGGUGCUGGUGCUGGGCGUGUCCUGCCCCGCCAGCCUGUACACGGCGCGGCUGCCCGCGGACAUGUCGGGGCUGCUGGCGGUGGCGGCGGCGGAGCUGGCGCCGCAGCCGCAGCAGCUGCACCGUUUGUUCCAGGGGGUGCUGCUGAGCCCUCGCGCCGCCUCGCCCUCCGCGCUGUCGCCCGGCUGCGGCUCCUGCCUGCUGCUGCUGGACGGCGGCUGCAUGCGGCAGCUGCUGCUGCAGUCGCGCCUGCUGGAGCCGUCGCUGGCAGGGCUGCAGGCCGCGCUGCUGGAGGCGCACGAGCAGCACUUCCGCUCCCAGCCGCUGGCCGCCCUGGCACUGCUGCCGCUGCAGCACCAGCAGCAGGCGGAGGAGCGCGCGGCUGCCGCCGCCGCCAAGGCCGCCAAGGCCGCGACGAAGAGCCGGCGCGGCCGCAAGGCCGCCGCAUGCGGCGAUCAAGAUGAGAGCAGCGGCGACAGCAGUGACAGCAGUGCUAGUGACAGUGACAGUGAGUCGUCUGUGUCCGUGCGCUCGGAUGUGGAGGGAGACGGCGGUGACGACUCGGACGCAGAGGGCGUUUCCGUUGAUGACCUGGAUGAAGGCUGGCUGCAGCGGCGGCGGGAGCGGCACAUGCGGCGACUGACAGCGGCGGUGUCGCAGCUGCCGGCGGAGCUACUGCGCGCCGCAGCGGAUGCCUCUGCCAAGGCGGCGGCGGCGGCCGCCGCGGGCGCAGCGGCGCCGCCAGGGGCGGCUGCGGCGGCAGCGGCGCAGCUGGCGCCUGCGGCGCUGCCCAAGGGCGGCAAGGCGCAGGAGGUGGCGGCGGCGGUGGGCGAGGCGUUCAGCGCUCUGACGUCAUGGCGGCUGGGCGUGCACUGGAUGGCGUGUGUGGCGGAGAGGACGGGUGCGUUGCGGCAGGGCGGCGGCGCCGGUCGCUACUCCCUGCCCGCGCUGUAUGUGGCCGCCGCCAGCCCGCGGCUGUGGCGGCCGCCGCCCGCCGCCAUGGCCAUGGGUGCCGGCGGCGCCACAGUGGUGUCGUACGGCGGCGCCGCCGGCUCCGCCUCUGUGGGGGAGCAACUGCUGGCGGGGCUGCUGGGCCCGGGGGCAGGCGGCGCGGCGGCGGGCGGCGGGCGCGGCACGCUGCGGGCCCUGUCCGAGCAGGAGGCGGAUCUGCUGUUGGACGAGCUGGCUGAGGUGGCGGCGGCGGCGCUGGCCGGACCCGGCGCCUGGAUGCCCUCGGCGGCGGCGCUGGCGGCGGCGCGGGGGCUGGCGGCGUUGCGGCGGGCGCACGCGGAGGAGCAGGAGCGGCGGCAGGGGCCGAGGGGCGGCGGCGCGGGAGGCUUGGCGCAGGUGGAGGAGCACGAGGAGGCGGAGGCGGACGAGGUGGAAGAGGCCGAGAAGGAGGGGGCUGGGCCCGACCUGACAUCGCCGGUGCGGCGGCGGCUGGCGGCGCAGGGGCUGACCAGCCCCAACACGGCGCAGAAGCUGCAGCGCCUCACAGACAGGCUGGGCCAUCUGGAUCCGGUACCUGCGCCCAGGGAGCUGCAGUCCAAGGCGCAGGUGGCGCAGCGCAGGGCGGGCGGGGGUGCCACAGCAGCAGGAGGAGGAGGCGGCAUGAAGCUGCCGAGCUCGGGGCAGACGCAAACCAAGCGCCAACGCGACCAGGCGCUCAAGGCCGCGGUGCAGCAGAGCGCCGCCGCGCCCGCCGGAGCCGCCGCCGCCGCCGCGGCCGCCGGCCGCCGGCAGCAGCAGCAGCAGCAGGCUCAGUCCCUGGCGGAGCGCGCGGCGGAGUGGCUGUCGGCCACACUGCGGGUGCUGCUGGGCAGCUGCCCCUUCACCAUGGCGGGCUCCUCCGCCUUCACGUUCCGUGACGCCGCGGCGCUGCAGGUCCGGCUAGUGGGCGCGCCCAGCCUGGUGCUGCACACCGCCCUCACGCAGCCCGAGCUCUUCAUGGGAGGACUGCAGCCGGGUCUGCACCCGGGCCAGGAGGACGCGGCGCUGGCCUACCAGCUGCUGCUGGGCUGCCGCGAGGGGUCGGACCUGAGGGACUGGCUGGCGGACUUCUGUGCGGCCAGCGGGCUGGGCAAGGUGCAGGAGGUGACGGACCCCGCCGCCCAGGACCAGGAGGACGAGGAGGAGGCGGCGGCGGCGGCUGAGGCUGACGGGCCCAUGGGCCGCUCCCGCCACUCCAAGCGCCGAGCCGCGCCGCGGAAGCGCAAGGCGGCGCCCAAGCAGGAGGUGGUGCUGGCGCUGGACGGCCCCGCGGCGGAGGCGGCGGUGGACGCGCUGGCGUGCCGCUUCGAGCAGGCGGCUCGCGAGCUGGAGGCGGUGGGGCUGUGCCGCUUCACCAAGCGGCGCAAAGGCACCUACGUGCAGCGCACCUACUUCCCGCCGGAGGCACUCAUGUGAGCAGCAUCAGCAGGAGGCAGCAGCAGAAGGAGGAGGAGGAGGAGGAGGAGGGGUUGCAAGUACCAGUCCGAACCGAACCAAGGAGGAGGACCACCACGAGGAGCCGAGGACGAUGAAAAGGAGGAGGCGGGCGCCGCUGAUCACCUGGCGCGGGCAUCCGGGCUGCUUGUGUGUGUGUGUGUGUGUGUGUGUGUGUGUGUGUGUGUUAAUAAACUAAACGAAAGCCCGCCCAAUGUGUGCGUGUGUGUAUGUGUGUAUCGGUGUGCGCUGUCGGUGUGUGCGGUGUCAAGGCUGGGCUGUCAAGGCGCGCGCCGCGGUGGUCGUGUGGGUGGUUUGUGGGGCUCGGAGCGGUUGGCAGUGAUAAUUGAUUUAUUGCGCCGUGCACAGGCCUUCUGGGUAUCGACAGGAGAGGGAUGUGGUUUCCUGGAGAAUUCACGCCGCAUUACGGAAGCGGUGCACAUCGUCUACCGGUCUUCCUCGUCCUGCAUGUCCCCAAGGGUUGCAGGUGGUCGAGUGGUGGGCACUAGGCAGGUGGCGUGGGCGCAGCCGGCAGCUCGGCAAGGGACUGCAUGGUGGCAUAAAGGUGGCGUGCGUGGCGUGCAGUGAGUACAGACGGCGGCCUCGCAAGGCAGGAGCAGCGACAGCGGUCAGCCUGUGUGCAGGAGUGUUGUGUGCAUUAGAGACAUUGCUGCUGCUGGGCUACAGUAUCAAAGCGGUGCACUGAGUGCCACCGCUGGUUCGGAAGAAAACGCUGCCCACAAGAGGCGUAUGAUGCAACAGACUGGGGGGCCAGAUAGACGGGCGCACAAUCCGGCUUCAUGAAAUUCCUACUGCACCGCUGGCAAUCUAGGCAAACAGGCGGUAGGAGGCUGUGCAAACGGAUAGCCCAUAUGUAACACCGUGAUACAAUGUAUUUACAAAGCCCAGCGGGCGUAGCAAAGUCUUCACUAGGGUAGUUGCUGCCUUGCUGGCUGACAAGGAAGGUCAGGUGUAAGCGGGUUGAGCGAAAGGCAUCUCCGGUGAUGGGGUGGUUUGAGAGAGGCGUCUUGCGAGUACGCAGAACGUUAGGAAUCUGCGUGCCGUGCACGCACGCGGCACGUUCCACACAUACAAGAUGUCAGCAUGGUCAACGCUCCUGGUGACUGGUGAAGGCCAGGUACAAGACGUUGGGUUGAGCGAAAGGCAUUGAUGGGGUUGGUUUUUGGCUCAUGGAUGGGACCAGGAAGGACGUGUAGACCGUCUGAGAACGUUUAUGGGGGGGUUGGUUUGAGUUCGGGGAUUCCGAAGUUACUGAGUUUACAGAGGCGGGGUGGGACUGGGUGGGCAUGAUUGCGCAGGUGGCUAACGUUGCGCAAGGGUGCCGCAGGUCCGAACGACACGGACUGUCACUAGUACCCCGCAAAACAAGGCACAACAGGCCUAAAGUCCGCCGACCGUCCUAUCAUACCAGGGGGGGGGUAGUCUCGACUGGGAAAGGCCCCAUGUUCUCAAACGAAAGAGCUUGACGAGAGGACUCCAAAUCCACUUUCAGAGUUUCAAUCAGGGUAGUAAUUGCAAAGUUAUGGGCCCUCAAAGUUCAGGGUCGGUCGUCGGGGUUGGGGGUCCCCAAGGUUUCGUCACGCGGAUGUGGGUGGGACUGCCAGAUUUCGUCUCCGCGCCCUAAACGCCCCUCUAAACGCUCCGACCAAUAGCACAAGCACUAGCAUACAUUAGCAUGCACAUACUAAAGCAUUUGCAUUACGUUUGGCCUCAGGAAAGCGGCCGCAUGUCCGUCCACAUUGGCAUCGUAGUAGCGUAGAGCCCCACUCGAGCGUCUCUCACUGGUGUCAUGGAGACUAUGCGCACUGAUGCUAACUUGUAACGGCCAAGGCUU